GCGAGAGUGUAGAUUGAAUAGGGAAGGGAGAAUGUCGAGUUGUUCUUGAUGUAUCUCGAGAUGUGUCCGCUUAAAGUUGCUGUGCUGAUAAAUACAGCUUAUUUGAUACUCGGGUUACAAAAUAUGUCAUCAUCAUCCUGCUCGUGCGGGACUAACGAAUUUUCCUGUUUAUCUUCAUCUCAAAACUGUACUUGUAUACCUGUUCGAUGGCACUGCGAUGGCGAUAACGACUGUGAAGAAGGAAACGACGAAAUUGGCUGCGAUCCACCCACUUGUUCAUCAGAUCAGUUUAUGUGCACCAAUAGAAAAUGCAUUCUGAAAAGAUGGAGAUGCGACGAUGAUCCCGAUUGCCCCGAUAAUGCCGAUGAAAAUGAUUGUGUUGCCAGGAAUUGCACAGAAUUGGAGUACAAGUGUGCCAACGGGCGUUGCAUUGCUCAGGAGUGGAAAUGCGAUGGAGAUAACGACUGUGGAGAUAAGAGUGAUGAAAACUGCUCUUCUAUCAGUUGUUCGUCUUCGGAGUUCAAAUGUGCAGAUGGCAGUUGCAUUAGUUUUACCUGGCGUUGUGAUCACGAUGUUGAUUGUUUAGAUGGAUCGGAUGAAGAACAGUGUGCAUCGAAGAAAAAUGAUGCUUCUCAAUGUACUUCGGAAUUCUUCAAAUGCCAAAAUGGCCGAUGUAUCGCAGCUACUUAUCGCUGCGAUGGUGAUAACGAUUGCGGCGAUUGGUCCGACGAGAAAUCGUGUGUUGGACCUGGUGAAUGUCGUACAGGAGAAUUCCGAUGCUCGGAUGGAAGAUGCAUCAAUAUGGAGUGGAAAUGCGAUGGAGAAAAAGAUUGCGAUGAUCAUUCCGAUGAAGAUAACUGUCCGCCUAGAGAAUGUACAACUAAACAGUUUCAUUGUAAAUCAGAAACUUGUGUCCCUGAUGGAUGGAGAUGCGACGGAGACAUCGAUUGCUCCGAUCAAAGCGAUGAAGAAAACUGUGCAGAAGUUAAAUCGUGUAAACCGAACCAUUUUCGUUGUCAAGAUGGAACUUGUAUCGACGAAAAUUUAGUUUGUGAUGGAGAAUUUCACUGUUCGGAUGGUUACGACGAAUAUCCUAAUGUCACGUGUCCCGAUUUAGGUUCUGCUUGCGGCUCAGAAAAUCUGAUGUGUCAACAAAUUUGUCAGAGUACUUCACUCGGAGAUAGAUGCUCUUGCAGAGAAGGAUAUAAAUUAUUAUCGGAUAGACGUUCCUGUACGGAUAUCGAUGAAUGUCAAGAAUACAUGACGUGUAGUCACAUAUGCCAUAAUACGGUGCCAGGUUUUAAAUGUGAAUGUGCAGACGGUUAUAAAUUGAAAUCUGAUCAACAACAUUGUAAAGCAUCAGGUCCCGAUCCAUACAUCUUCUUCGCCAACAGAGUGGACCUCAGACUCAUGGAUCUACGUAAAUCAGAAUACAAACCAAUCGUCACCGGCCUCCAAAAUGCAAUAGCUCUGGACUACCAUUACGAAAAGCAAUUAUUAUUUUGGUCCGACAUAACCAGCGAUUCCAUUCAUUGUGCCUUUAUUAACGGAAGCGGAUUGAGAUCCAUAGUGUCCGUUGGACUAGUGAGUCCCGGUGGAUUAGCAGUGGAUUGGAUAGGAGACAAAAUCUUAUGGACUGAUUCUGGAAUGUCUAGAAUAGAAAUAGCCAAAUUGGACGGAACAAUUCGUAAAGUUCUCUUCUGGAAAAAUCUAGAGAAACCGAGAGCCAUCGCUUGCAAUCCUCAAGAAAGCACGAUAUACUGGACAGAUUGGGGAAGUAAACCGAGAAUCGAAAGAGGUUUCCUGGAUGGAAGCGGGCAAGAAAUUAUUAUCGACACUUCAAUUUUUUGGCCAAAUGGUUUAACAUUAGAUUAUGCUGGGAAAAGAAUUUACUGGACGGAUGCCAAGCAUCAUUUGAUAGAGAGUGCAAAUUUGGAUGGAAAAAACAGAAAGAUGAUUAUCCAGCAAGGUCUCCCUCAUCCAUUUGCUAUAACAGUUUUCGAAGACACUUUAUUCUGGACUGACUGGAAAACCAAGAGCAUCCAUUCUGCCAACAAAUUAACAGGAAAAAAUAUGAUCACCCUCCAUCCCAAGCUUCACUUUCCAAUGGAUAUAACGAUUUAUCAUCCUCUAAGGCAGCCCAACAUAAAAAAUAAUUGCGAGCCGGAUAACAACUGCAGCCAUUUAUGUUUAUCCAAUAACUCUUCCUAUCGGUGCGCUUGUCCUAUUGGAUUAUCACUAAGCCACGACCUGAAAACCUGCGCGGAAAGGUUAGAAGCGUUUCUUGUGUUCACUAGAAGGAGCGACAUACGUAUGAUGUGUUUGGAAUGUGACGAAAGUAUCGACGUGGUGUUACCAUUUCGUAAUAUAAGCAGUGCAGUCGGUCUAGAUUGGGAUAGUAACAGCGAUAUCGUUUAUUGGUCUGACGUUACUGAUAACACUAUCAGCCGUGCUCAGUGGAAUGGUAGCAAUCAAGAGAUUAUAAUAAAGACAAAUUUGGAAAGUCCAGCGGGUUUGGCUUUAGAUUGGGUUACUUUAAAGUUGUAUUGGACAGAUUCUGGAACCGAUAGAAUAGAAGUAUCCAAUUUGGAUGGAUCCAUGAGAACGAUUUUGAUUUGGAACAAUUUAGAUAAACCAAGAGAUAUUAUUGUGGACCCACUCGGACGCUAUAUGUAUUGGACUGAUUGGGGCCAAGGUCCGAAAAUAGAGAGAGCAGGAAUGGACGGUUCUGCAAGAUUAAUUCUCGUUGAAAACAAUCUCACGUGGCCGAAUGGAUUAGCUAUUGAUUAUGAAAAUGAAAGGCUUUAUUGGACAGAUGCUGGAACGAAAACAAUCGAGUAUAGUAAUUUAGAUGGAAAGAACAGACAGGUAAUUAUACAAGAAGACGAAUCGCAUCCUUUUGGCCUUACUUUGCACGAUAAUACAAUUUAUUGGACAGAUUGGAAGAAGAAAAAUAUCCAAAGUGCGAAUAAAUUGACAGGUGGUGAAAGAAAAGUAUUGAUUGAAGGAUUAAAUAAUUUAAUGGACGUUCAUGUUUUCCAUCGAAAUAGAUUAACAGUGGAAAAUCCUUGCAAGAUAAACAAUGGAGGAUGUAGUCACUUAUGCUUGCUCGCUCCAACUGAAAGAAGUUACGUCUGCGCUUGUCCAACCGGAAUAUUGCUAAAUGAUAAACAGACUUGUAUGACAGGAAUGCAAAAUUUCCUGAUUGUUGCGAGGAGGACAGACAUUAGAAUGAUUUCGUUGGAUGUGGACUAUUGGGCUGAUGUGAUCCUUCCUGUGAAGAGUGUGGAGAAUGCAAUUGCAAUCGAUGUGGAUAGGAAAGAAUCCUGGAUAUAUUGGUCCGAUGGCAUGCAAGACAAGAUUGAAAGAGCCGAUUCGUCAGGAAAUAAGGUGGAGAAAAUUGUUUCUUUGGGUUUGGAUUCCGUUAAUGGUCUAGCAAUAGAUUCUUCUGGAAGAAAAUUAUACUGGACCGAUACCGGUAGGAGUAGAAUAGAAGUUGCAGAGUUGGAUGGCAGAAACCGAAAAGUACUCAUUAAAGAUAAUCUCGAUAGUCCAAGAGCAAUUGUUCUUUCUUACGAAAUGGGAGUUAUGUAUUGGACAAAUUGGGGUAACAAGCCUACUAUCGAAAGAGCGGAUAUGGAUGGUUCUAACAGGAUAAUUAUUGUUAGUGAUAAUCUAGGUUGGCCUAACGGCUUGACCAUAGAUGUAUCAACUUCUUCUUUAAUCUGGGCUGAUGCGAGGAAUCAUGUUAUCGAGAAAUCAGAUUUUAAUGGUAACAAUCGUCAGAUAUUGAUGAGAGAUGUUCCUCAUCCGUACGGUUUAACUGUGUUUGGGGAAUUUAUCUAUUGGACCGAUUGGGAAACCAGAGCUGUUCAGAGAGUAAAUAAAUUUACAGGAAAAGAUAUCUUUACAGUCUGUGAUAAUCUCGCCGGUUUAAUGGAUAUUCAUUCCAUAUCUAUGAAGAAUACCGAAGAAAAUGUUUGCGGAAAUAAUAAUGGAGGAUGUAGCAAUCUCUGUUUAAGAAAUCCUAAAGGAUAUUCGUGCGCGUGUCCUACAGGAUUACCUUUGCAAGAAAACGGUUACACCUGCGAAGAAGUCCCUUCCGCUUUCUUAAUAUUUGCAAGUAAAUCGAAUAUAUAUCAGAUCUCAAUGGAUACAGAUGACAACAGCGAUAUAUUUUUACCGAUUACUGAUGUAUAUAAUAUUGUAGCCAUUGAUUUUGAUUAUGAAGAAAGUUAUAUUUAUUUCACUGACGUACGUCUAGAUGUUAUCAGGAGGUGCCAUUUUAACGGAAGUAAUAUGGAGACAUUGAUCAGCCACGAUCUGAUAACAGCUGAUGGACUGGCUGUCGAUUGGGUAGCAAAAAAUCUUUAUUGGACAGAUACAGGUAGAAACGUUAUCGAAGUAUCUAGAGUCGAUGGAACAUCAAGAAAAAUUCUUAUAGAUUUGGAUUUAGGAGAACCACGCGCAGUUACAUUGUUUCCCGAAAAAGGUUAUAUGUUUUGGACCGAUUGGGGAAAAUUACCGAAAAUUGAGAGAGCUUUUAUGGAUGGCACCCAAAGAAGAGUGAUUAUAGCCACAGAUUUGGGAUGGCCCAACGGCCUUACUAUAGAUUACGAAAUGGAGCAAAUUUAUUGGGUAGAUGCACACUUGGAUCGUAUAGAAACUGCUGACCUGAAUGGAAAAAAUAGAAUUCAGUUAAUAUACGACGUGACUCAUCCUUUUGGAUUAACACUGUAUGGCCCCUUUAUAUAUUGGACCGAUUGGCAAAGUAAAUCUAUAGAGAGAGCAGAAAAAGAAAAUGGCAAGAACAGGACUAUAAUAUUGGAUAACGUGAUAUAUCCCACGGAAAUAAAAAUGGUUACUUCGAAAAGGCAGAGUGGUACAAACAUGUGUCAGAUACAAAAUGGAGGAUGCAGUCAUUUGUGUCUUCAUAGAGCAGAUACAUACGUUUGUUCUUGUCCAACAUAUCCAGAUCCAAAUCCCUGUUCUACAAUUCCUAGAGAAAUAAUUGUUGAGCAACCCGAAGAUUAUGAAGAUACCAGGAUUACAGUUUAUCAUACCAAUACAACAGUUGGGUGUGCAGAUUCCAGUCUUCAAAACGAAAGAUGCCAUUAUAUAGGAUUUUCUUUUGGAGAUCCUGCUUUACAGAGUGCCUAUAUUGCUCUCAGUGUUGUAGUCGUUGUGUUAGUUUUCACUUUAGCUGUUGCUAUUGCAAUAUGGAAAAGAAGACGACGAGUACAAGAGACGGAUCCAACUAUAACAUUUACAAAUCCAACGUACAGUAAUACGUGUCCUGGAAUGGUAUUAGAGAAAAAAUCUUAUGACUGGGAUUCACAGAAUCAUUACAGUAGAAGACAACCAUUAAUGAGCUUAUCUCCCAAAGAGAAGUUAAAAAAUGCAGAAGUGACUGUUCUAGUACCUAAGAAGUUUGAUAUAGACGUAAACGAAUUAUCGAUACCACCCCCACCCCCACAGAGAAUAGACAGUCAACAGAAUUACAGCUAUCCUCAAGUAACGAUACUUUCAGUGCCAUGCUCGACUCCAUUAAAAUCCAUCCUAAAAUCACCAGAAACGAGACGAAGCACAGGAAGAUCACCGACUCAUCAUUCUCAUGUUGUUUAUCAAACUGUUGAGACAGACAUAUAAUCUCAUUUUCAAAUUAACAA
Centruroides sculpturatus (bark scorpion) is the source of this 5669-nucleotide messenger RNA. RefSeq names its product low-density lipoprotein receptor-related protein 4-like. The record is from RefSeq and is a predicted model, not a curated record. Gene Ontology annotation, molecular function: calcium ion binding; protein binding. Bases 49 to 5649 code for a protein of 1866 amino acids. NCBI's taxonomy places the organism in Eukaryota, Metazoa, Arthropoda, Arachnida, Scorpiones, Buthidae. The transcript has 35 exons.